UUCUUCGUCUUGCUAUUUUGUUACACACGACGGGUGUGCGAAGGUUGUGAUUCAUUAGAGAUUUGUUAUUUUGAUACAGUCCAUGGUCUUUCACUGCAUUCUACUGAAAGUGUGAUUAUCCUUAACCCAUUUGUGACAUCACAUCUAGCUAUAAUAUAAUGCUGCGUAGUGUUAAGUUUGGGAGGAAUGACGUGGAAAUUGCAAUGACAGUGAUCUAAAAAUAAGGUCGUUGGCGUGGCGCGACCACGACGCGCACUCCUCAGUCGAGGACUAACCGUCGCGAGUUUCAGUCGAACGAUUACGAGCAGCAGCCAUGGUUUACGAGAGUGAUUUCUACACGACGCGCCGGCCAUAUCGGCCCUCCAGCUACAGCGUGUCGCCGUUGACGUCCGUGUACUAUCUCUCAUCCCUUCUACCGUAUUACAAUAUCCCGUACGUAACGUACAUACCGAAGCUGUCCCAGGCUGAGCUGAUAUACCGUCCGACAACUCGCACUGUUACCCGACUCGUCACGUACCCCGAAGCGCCACACCACAUCGUACGUGUACGCGUCCGUCCUUCUGUGAUCCUGAAGGAGCUCGACCGCAUCGCAUACCUCCGCCGUCCAGCCACCGCCAUCUCCGGUAUCGACGAUUACUACAGAUCCGAAUCUACUAGGGCUUUCGAGGACGAAACUCGUCGGAUACGUGCUGAUACUGCCUCACUGUUGCAGCGCGCUCGAUCUGUUGUUCCUCGCGCAAAAACUGUAGCACCGCUUGACACUAUCUACUCGUAUUCAUAUGGAGAGCCAGUGCCUUACCGCUUCAGUAAUGAUGCGUAUAUCGCCAAGCUGCUGUUACCCUUGCGCAGCGUUGCUGACAACAUUCAUCACAUUUCAUUCUACACAGAGCCAGCUAAAAAGUUUACAGGACGCGGCCACCUCGCAUGCGUACACUAUUCCGGUAAAAAGGCCUUCUCCAACCGCAGGCCUCUCUACAAGGAACUUAGCAUCCGGGACGACGUGAACCUUCUCUCGUUUUACGCGAAGAACAGACUUGCGGCCGCGGGUUUGGCCGUGGAAAAGGCCGCAGUGAAACUCCUUCCCUGGAGACCCAGCCGCAAGUUUCAAGCUCCUCAGAAGAUGGAAGAUCCUGAUCUGGAAUUGAAAGCAGCUAAAGCUGACCGUGAAGCGAGAUUUAGAGCCACAACAGCUGAGCCCGUCCUCACACCUGCUGCUGAUCUAGCUGAAAUUAAGAGAAAAAGACAAGAAGAAGCUCGAGCUGCGGAAGAAAAAGCAUUAAAGGAAGAAGCGAAACGCGAAGCUGAACGUAAAGCACAGGCUGAACGUGAGGCAGCAGAAAAGAAACGAGCAGAAGAAGAGGCUCGCAAGGCUGAAGAAGCAAAGCGUAAAGCGGAAGAAGAAGCCAGAAAAGCCGAGGAAGAGGCAAAACGCAAAGCAGAAGAAGAAGCUGAAGAAGCUCGUAAGGCUGAAGAAGCUAGAUUAGCCGAAGAAGCUCGUUUAGCAGAACAAGCUAAGUUGGCUGAAGAGGCUCGUUUAGCAGAAGAGGCUAGGCUAGCUGAAGAAGCCCGUUUAGCAGAAGAGGCUAGGCUAGCUGAAGAGGCUCGUUUAGCAGAAGAGGCAAGAUUAGCCGAGGAAGCUAAACUUGCAGAAGAAGCUCGACUAGCUGAAGAAGCUCGAUUGGAAGAGGAACGAUUGGCUGAACAGCGAAGACAAGAAGAAUUGGCGAAAUUAGAAGAACUAGAACGCCAAGCACAAGAAGAACGUGAAGCUGAACUCGCGAGACAGGCUGCCGAAUUAGCAGAAAUUGCGAGACAAGAAUCAGAAUUGGCAGCGGCUCGUUUGGAAGAACUUUCACAUAGUGGCUCUGCAGGUGACAACGUUGCCGCUACUGAAUCUAGUGAAGCAGCUGAUGAAGCCGAGCCUAUCGUAGAAGAACCUGCAAGCCCUGAAUUUGUUCCCGAGACUCCCUUACAAUCGGAAGAGGCCGCAGAAGUCAGCGAAGACGAAAAAGCGGAACCUGACGUUACUGACGAAGAAUAAUCGUCAAAAUUACCAAUCCUAUUAAUUUUAUCUAACAUUUUCUUGAAGUAACGACACGUAUUAAUUUUCUUCACAGAAAAAAUACAAAUAAAAUCAUGAAUUUUUCAAGUGCGAAAUAAUAGACUAGAUAUUUUCUAGUUAUGCAUUUCUUUAAAAUUAUAUCUUAUUAUACUAUUCAUUAUUCGUUUAGAUUUAAUAAAAUUCACAUGAAUAAUGUAAUAGUAAAAAUGGUGGUACUACAAUAAGUAAUUACCUAUUUAUUUAAUUGUUAUAACUUUCAUUUGCGUAAUAUAAUUACGUGACAACGAGAGGACGGAUUUUGUUUUAUUGUGAAUAAUACUACCAUUGUUAACAAUGUUACGUUUUUGCUGUUCUAAGCUAAGUGUUUUUAUAAUGUUAUAUUUUGUUAAUUUUAACAAUAAAAGACAUAUUAACAAAA
This is a messenger RNA of Melitaea cinxia (Glanville fritillary), 2480 nucleotides long. RefSeq lists its product as uncharacterized. Lineage: Eukaryota; Metazoa; Arthropoda; Insecta; Lepidoptera; Nymphalidae. The record is from RefSeq and is a predicted model, not a curated record. The transcript is spliced from 11 exons. The coding region runs from base 314 to 2041 and encodes 575 amino acids.